This is a messenger RNA of Pyrus x bretschneideri (Chinese white pear), 590 nucleotides long. Its product is annotated as LYR motif-containing protein At3g19508. The record is from RefSeq and is a predicted model, not a curated record. The transcript is spliced from 2 exons. Lineage: Eukaryota; Viridiplantae; Streptophyta; Magnoliopsida; Rosales; Rosaceae. The coding region runs from base 166 to 414 and encodes 82 amino acids.
AUAUAGUGCCCCAUUCGAAAUAACUGCUUGGUACGGCCCAUACCAACUCCAAUAUAUCUGUUGCGCAAUAAACAGAGGCCCGUUUGUCCAGACAAGUAAAAGCCCUUUUUGUUCGUGGAGGUUCUGAUGCUGUGAUCGCUGAUCGACGGUGGUGGGAGUCGAGAUAUGGAGAAAGCAUUGAAAAUCUACGGGGAGGUUCUGAGAUUGGUGAGGAGGUUGCCAAAGGACUCUCAACCUUACUACGCCAAGUACGCCCGCGAGAACUUCGUCAAUUACAGAGAGGUCGAGGCCAACGACGACCAAGCCCUCCACGAUCUCUUCCUCAGGGCCUACAAUCAUUCCCUCUGGGUCCUCAAUAAGUACUCUGUGGACGAAUCUGCGGCUGAUAAGUUGAAGAAAAUCUGCUCCGAUUAGGGUGCCCGCCAGGUGUUCGAUGUAAUGCCCCAAUGGGUUCAUAACCACUUACUUGUUUUUGAAGUUUUUGCACUGAAUUAUGUUUUUAUUUUUUGGGAAAGAGAUUGUAAGCUGCUGGAAUUGAGUCUUGUACCAAAAGGAUAAUAAUUAUAAUUACAAAAUUGGGUCCUUGACAA